Molecule: messenger RNA, 3397 nt
Organism: Carassius carassius (crucian carp)
Lineage: Eukaryota; Metazoa; Chordata; Actinopteri; Cypriniformes; Cyprinidae
Product: histone acetyltransferase KAT2B
Exons: 18
Coding region: 130-2520 (796 amino acids)
Biological process (GO): chromatin remodeling; positive regulation of transcription by RNA polymerase II
Cellular component (GO): nucleus; histone acetyltransferase complex
Molecular function (GO): histone H3 acetyltransferase activity; protein binding
Source: RefSeq, a predicted model, not a curated record
GGCGGAUUUACAAUGUCAAAUAAAAAAGCAGGGAUGAACGCCAUGUCUGAUCCCGCUGUUGAGGGGUAGAGAGAGCGAAUACAGCGGGCGGACUUCGAGUAUUCGAGUCGGUGCGCGGAAGCAGGCUCGAUGUCGGAGAGCGCGGGGAUUCCUCAGGGCUCCCCGGCGGUGGGUGCAGCGGGCUCGGCUGCGGCUGCGCCAGGUGUCGGUGGAACCGAGUGUUCGGGCGCUGCUGUCGGUUCUGCACGUAUCGCCGUCAAGAAGGCGCAGCUCCGCUCCUCCCCGCGUCCGAAGAAACUGGAGAAACUCGGUGUAUAUUCCUCGUGCAAGGCUGAAGGAGCUUGUAAGUGUAAUGGCUGGAAGAGUCAAAACCCACCUCCAACUCCGCCCCCUCCAACCCCGCCCAGAGCUGAGCAGCCAAUUGCAGUUAACUUAAAGGAGCCCUGCAGAAGCUGCAGUCACGCCCUCGGUGACCAUGUGACACACCUGGAGAAUGUGUCAGAGGAGGAGAUGAACAGACUGCUUGGAAUUGUGCUGGAUGUGGAGUACUUGUACACGUGUGUCCAUAAAGAAGAGGAUCCCGACACUAAACAAGUUUACUUUUCUCUCUUCAAAUUGCUUCGGAAAUGCAUCCUGCAGAUGGGAAGGCCUGUGGUAGAAGCUCUGGAAAGCCCACCUUUUGAAAAACCAAGCAUUGAACAGGGUGUGAACAACUUUGUGCAGUACAAGUUUAGCCACCUACCAUCAAAAGAGAGGCAAACCAUUGUGGAGCUUGCAAAGAUGUUCCUCAACCAGAUCAACUACUGGCAGCUAGAGACGCCCUCACAAAGGAGGCAAAGAGCACCUGAUGAUGAUGUGGCUGGUUAUAAAGUCAAUUACACCAGGUGGCUGUGUUAUUGUAAUGUGCCCCAGUUCUGUGACAGUCUCCCUCGGUACGAGGCCACACAGAUUUUCGGCCGCACUUUCCUGCGCUCUGUGUUCACUGUUAUGAGGAAGCAGCUGCUGGAACAGGCCCGGCAGGAGAAAGACAAACUACCACCUGAGAAACGCACACUCAUUCUUACACAUUUUCCCAAGUUUUUGUCUAUGCUGGAAGAAGAGGUUUAUAGUCAUAAUUCACCCAUCUGGAGUGAAGACUUUAUGGUUCGUUUAUCAGGUGGACAGAUUUCCACAGUGAUCAGUGCUCCACCCGUGACCCGCCCCCUGUACUACAGCAGUAGUCCCGCCCCAGUGGAGCUGGUUGGAGGAGGCAGUGUAAGCCCGGCCCGGAAAACAGGAUCCGCUUUGGAGCCCAAUUCAGGUGGAGAAAAGCGAAAGUCUUCUGAGCCGUUGUCUCACGAGGACAGCAAACGACCCCGUGUGGUUGGUGACAUUCCUCUGGAAUUAAUUAAUGAAGUCAUGUCUACAAUUACAGACCCUACAGCCAUGCUGGGUCCAGAGACUAGUCUUCUCUCUGCUCAUUCUGCACGUGAUGAAGCUGCUCGAUUAGAGGAGAAGCGUGGCGUCAUCGAGUUCCAUGUCAUUGGAAACUCCCUCAACCAGAAGCCCAAUAAGAAGAUCCUCAUGUGGCUUGUUGGUCUGCAGAACGUCUUCUCACACCAGCUGCCCCGCAUGCCUAAAGAAUACAUCACACGCCUCGUCUUUGACCCGAAACACAAGACUCUGUCUCUGAUUAAAGAUGGCCGUGUUAUUGGGGGAAUCUGUUUCCGGAUGUUUCCAACUCAGGGCUUCACUGAAAUUGUGUUCUGUGCCGUCACCUCCAAUGAACAAGUCAAGGGUUAUGGGACUCACCUCAUGAACCAUCUGAAGGAGUAUCACAUCAAGCACGAAAUUCUCAACUUUCUCACUUACGCUGAUGAAUACGCCAUUGGCUACUUUAAAAAACAGGGAUUCUCUAAGGACAUUAAAGUGCCGAAGUCAAAGUAUGUGGGCUACAUUAAAGAUUACGAGGGGGCCACACUCAUGGGCUGUGAACUGAACCCCUGCAUCCCUUACACUGAGUUCUCGGUCAUCAUCAAGAAACAGAAAGAGAUCAUUAAGAAGCUUAUAGAGCGCAAGCAAGCACAGAUUCGGAAAGUCUACCCUGGCCUGUCCUGUUUUAAGGAGGGAGUUCGUCAGAUUGCCAUUGAGAGCAUUCCAGGAAUCCGUGAGACGGGCUGGAAGCCUGUAGGGAAGAGCAAAGAGCUGAAGGAUCCAGACCAGUUGUACAGCACCUUAAAGAACAUCUUACAGCAGGUCAAGUCACACCAGAAUGCAUGGCCCUUCAUGGAACCUGUAAAGAAGAAUGAGGCACCUGGCUAUUAUCAAGUCAUCCGCUUCCCUAUGGACUUGAAGACAAUGAGCGAGCGUCUGAAGAGUCGUUACUAUACCACACGGAAGCUGUUCAUGGCUGACAUGCAGAGGAUCUUCACUAACUGCAGAGAGUACAACCCUCCUGAAAGCGAGUACUACAAAUGUGCCAACCUACUAGAGAAAUUCUUCUACACCAAGAUCAAAGAGGCAGGCCUCAUCGAUAAGUAAUCCAGCUAGGGGGAGCACGUGGUCCGUUUCCCUUUCUACCUCUUUUCUCCACAUUUAUCAUAUAUAGAACUCCUUUUAAUCCCCAUUGUUUUUGCAUCAAAAGUAGGGUUUUCUGAAAUUAAAACAUUUACAUGUAUAGUUCAUUCAAAAAUUCUAAUUUGAUGAAAAUGUAACCUCAGGCCAGCCAAGAUUGCAAUUUAGCAUUUUAUCACUUGCUCACCAGAGGAUCCUCAACAGUGAAUGGGUGCCGUCAGAAUGAGAGUCAAAAAUCUGUUAAAAGCAUCACAAGUAAUCCAUACGAUUCCAGUUUAACAUCUUAUGAAUCAAAAAGCUGUUUGUAAGAAACAAAUCCAUCAUUAAAGCAUCAAAAGGCAUUAACUGAUUAUCGUGAUGUUUUUAGCAGAUCUGCUGGGAUGAGCAAAAAACACAUUUACAUUUUGGAUAGCCUGAGGGUUAUGACGUUUUCAGGAAAUUGCUAAUUUUGGGUGAACAAUUUUUAAAAAGAUAAGUAUUUGGCGCAUGUGAAUAUCCACAUGACUGCCAUGUGUGAAAAGUCUUUUUCCUGUCUUAAAAAUUCCUUCUGCCAAAACUGUGGAACAAUUUUACGGUAUGUGCGGCUGGAUGCUUUAGGUGUGCAUGUGUUCUUGCUAGUGUGUGUAUAUAAUAGUAAAAAUCUGUUUAUAUAGAUACAGUUUUAUGAGGAAAAUUCUUUUUUUAUGUUUUAUGUAAAGUCAUGGCCAAAAGUUUUGGCUAUGACAUUUUUUUUUGCAAAAGUUUGCAGCUUCAGUAUUUGUAGAUAAUUUUUCUAUGUUUCUAUGGUAUACUGAAAAACAGUGAUAAGCAUAUCAUAAGUUUUAAAGGCUUUUAUUGGCAAAAA